Molecule: messenger RNA, 4851 nt
Organism: Aureococcus anophagefferens
Lineage: Eukaryota; Pelagophyceae; Pelagomonadales; Pelagomonadaceae
Exons: 4
Coding region: 1-4851 (1616 amino acids)
Biological process (GO): protein deubiquitination
Molecular function (GO): cysteine-type deubiquitinase activity
Source: RefSeq, a predicted model, not a curated record
AUGCUCCGCCUCGUCGUCGUCACGCUGAGCCUCGCCGCCGCGAGCGAGGUCGUGCUCGGCCCCUUUGGCCCCGUGAGCGGCGGCGCGGACGGCAAGCUGCUCGCGCGCCUGCGCAAGGACAGCCUCGGCCCGCCGGCCGCCGCGGCGUCGGCGCAGAUCAAUCGGCCCACGGGCCUGCUCGUCCACGGCGACCGGGUCUUCGCGAGCGAGUUCCAGCGGAACCGCGUGCUCGUGGCGCGGACCGCGCGCGCGGCGGCCGCGCGGCCCGAGGGCUCCGGCGCGUGGACCGUCUUCGCGGACGCGGGCCCGCACUGCGCGACGGACCGGCGGACGCGCGUGCUGUCCUGCGCGCGCCUCGACGGCGCCUGGGGUCUGGCGGUCCACGAGGACCUGCUCUACGUCAGCUCCUUCGGCAGCGACGAGAUCCUGGCGUUCCACCGGAAGUCGCGCAAGUUCAAGCGGUCGCUCACCGGCGACCUCGACUCGCCCGAGGGCCUCGCCGUCGGCGGCGAUUUUCUCUACGUGGCGUCGUUCCUCGACUCGCGCCUCGUCGCCUUCGACCUGAAGCGGGGCGGCCGCCGGACGCUCGCCCUCGGCACGCCCGUCGAGGUCGACUUCGAGGCGCUCGCCUUCGUCCCCGGCCGGUCGCCCUUCGACGAGGCGGCGACGCGCGGCGAGGCCGCGCGAAGCGCCGCGCUCUGGGGGCCGAGCGAGCCCCGGGAGACGGCGGCGCCGUUCGUCGACCGCCUCCGGGGGCCGGAGCAGCUCGCGCUCCUGGGCAACGCGUCGCUCGCCGUGUCGUCGCUCCACGACGAGAGCGUGCUCGAGAUCGACGUCGAGAGCGGCCGCCUCGUGCGCGUCCUCGCGGACGGCGCGCGCGACGGCCGCUUCGCGGGGCCCCUGGGCAUCGCCGUCGCCGCGCCGGACGGCCGCGUCGCCGACGCCGCGGGCGCGGGCGGCUGCGCGGCCGGGCGCGACCCGCUGCUCCUCGUCGCGUCCUACCGCUCCGACGCCGUCACGGUCCUCGGCGACGCCUGCGACGGGAGCCUGUCCCUCGACGACGACCUGCUCCGCGGGCCGACGGCCAUCGCGCUCGACCCGAGCGACGCGGGCGGCGUCUACGUGUCGGCCUACGAGACGUCCGCGGUCCUCUACUUCAACCUCUCCCACGUCGACCGCGACGCCGAGGAGCUCCUGCGGCGCGCGCGCCUCGUCGCGGACGCGGAAAAGGCCGGCUACGACAACGACACGGCGUGCCUGGUCAACAGCCGCUGGCUCGCCCACUGGCGGCUCUGGUCGUCGCGGGACGCCUGCGGCGCGCCGGCGCCCGGCGCCAUCGACAACGCGUGCCUCCUCGCCGGCGACGGGGCGCUCCAGGGCGGCCUGAACUGGCGCGUCCACUACGACGCGGUGCCGGAGGCCGCGUGGCGCCUGCUCGCGCGGUGGCACGGAGGCGGGCCGCGCCUCGCGUGCGCGGUCGUCGGCGGCGGGCGGAUCGCGCUGGAGACCUGCCGCGCCGGCGGCGGCGCGCCGGCCCGGCCGGGCUGCCCCGUCGCGCCGCCGCCGACGGCGGCCUGCGCCGCGUGCGCCGCGCCGCUCGCGGUCGCGCGCGCCGUCGGCUGCGGCGGCUGCCGCGGCGUCGCGUACUGCGACGACCGCUGCCAGCGGAGCCACUGGAGCUCGCACCGCCGCGACUGCGGUCGCUUCGCGGAGCUCAACGCGGCGGAAACCGCCGCGCCCGCCGCGCCGCGGCGGUCGCCGCGGAAGAAGAAGGCCGCCGCCGCCGCCGCGUCGGGCCCCGCGCACGCGACCUUCGGCGCCGCCGCGGCGGCCCCGCCGCCGCCGAGGCCCGACGCGGCGGCCGAGGCCGCGGCGGCCGCAAAGCUCCGCGGGUCCGCGGCGACGGCGUCGUCGACGGGCCUCGCGAACCUGGGCAACACGUGCUACUUCAACGCGUCGUUGCAGUGCCUGUCGCGCGCGGCGCCCCUGAGCCGCCACUUCCUCAGCGACGGCUUCGCGGCGGACGUCAACGAGGCCAACCCCAUGGGCUGCGGCGGCCGCGUCGCGCGCGAGUACGCCGCGGCGCUCAAGGUCGCGUUCCACCGCGGCGACCGCGUGCACAGCCCGCACGCGCUCCUGCGGUCCAUCGUGCGCCACAACGCCGACUUCGAGGGCCGGCGCCAGCACGACGCCCACGAGCUCCUGACGACGCUCCUCGACGGGCUCCACGAGGAUUUGAAUAGGGUCCGGGGGAAGAAGCCCUACUUCGAGACGCCCGAGUCGACGGGGCCGCGCGACGACGCGAGGGUCGCGGCGGCGACGUGGGCCCAGCACCGGCGGCGCAACGACUCCGUGGUCGUCGACGCGCUCCACGGGCUGCUGCGGUCGACGCUCGAGUGCCCCGUCUGCGGGUCCGUGUCGACGCACUUCGACCCGUUCUCGACGCUGGAAUUGGAGCUCGCGGACGCGCCGGGCCACCGGAGCGUCGACGAGGACGACGACGUCGACGACGAGUUGUGCGCCGACGACUCGGACGACGGCGUCGACGUCGCCGACGGCUUCGUCUCCCUCGCCGAGGACGGCCGCGGCGCGGUGGGCGCGCCGGGCGCGCGGCUGCCCGGGGACCCGGCGGACCGCGCGGCGCUCGUCCGGGGCGCCGCGGCGGCCGCGCUGGGCUGCCCGGCGGACCGCGUCGAAGUCGUGGCCGUCCACGCCUUAGGCGAGCGCGACGUCGACUCCGACGACGACCUCGGCUUCUGCUGCGAGCGGCCCUUCGCCGCGGGGCCGCCGAAGCGCGGGAGCCGCUUCUCCCGACCGGUCGCGAUCCGCGACGGCGACGCGGUGCCCCUGGGCGGCGCCUGGCGCGUCGCCGCCUACGCGCGGCCGCCGCCGGAGCACCGCGCCUGCGUCCUCGUCGCCGAGGGCGACGCGGGCGCGCCGCCGUCCGUCGUCUACUACCGGCCCGAGUGGCCCGCGGCGCGGCUCCUCGCGGCCGUCGCGCGCGCCGCGCGCCGCGCCGCGCGCCGCGACUUCGUCCUCCUCGACGACGCGCCGGCGCUCCUCCGGCUCCACGUCGCCGCGCGGCCGCCGCCGGCACCGGCCGACGGCGCCGCGGCCGACGACGACGACGACGGCGCGUCGAGCUCGUCGUCGUGGUGCGCCGCGGAGUCGCGCGCCGCGCGGCGCCGCGCGAGGCGACACGAGGCGCGCGGCGCCGCGCCGGACGACGGCGACGGCACGGCCGGCGGCCUGCUCCGCGGCGCGGACAUCGCCGUCGUCUCCGUCGACUGGCCGCGGACGCUCGGCGCCGCGGCCGCCGCGGUCGCGCGCGCGGGCGACGCGCCGAAAACGCGGUCCCGCGACGACGUCGCGCGCGCCGUCGCCUACGCCCGGGCCGCGCGCGCGGCUUCGGCCGCGCUCCGCGCGGACCCGGACCCCGCCGCGGCCGCGCGGCGCCGCGCGCGGCGCGCCGUGCGGUGGCGGUCGCGGCGCGCGCUCGCGCGCGCGGCGCGCCACCGGCGCCGCCGGGAGGCCGUUGAGCCUCGAGGGCUGCCUCCGGCGGUUCACGGCGCCGGAGCGUUGGACGCGGACAACCCGUGGCGCUGCGGGUCCUGCGCGGCGCCGCGGCGCGCCGUGAAGCGCAUCGCCCUCUGGCGCGCGCCCGAGAUCCUCGUCUGCUGCCUCAAGCGCUUCGGCGGCCGGGGGAAGCUCGACGGCGACGUCGACUUCCCCCUCGACGGCCUCGACCUCGCGCCCUACGUCGCCCACGGCGGGCCCGGCCUCGUGACGAACCACUUCGGCGCGUCCUUCGGCGGCCACUACACGGCCUUCGCUCGCGACGACGACGGCGGCUGGCUGAAGUGCGACGACUCGGCCGUGUCGCCCGUGCCCGCGGCCGUCGUCAAGUCGAGGGCGGCCUACGUCUUGUUUUACAAGCGGCGCGCGACCUCCUCGCAGGGCAUCGGCCUCGACGCGGCGAAGCGUCUGCUCGCCGAGGGCCACACGAUCUACCACGGCUGCCGGAGCGCGGCGCGCGCGGACGCGGCCGUCGCCGGCGCCGGCGGCGGCGUGCCGCUGGUCUGCGACCUCGCGGACCUCGCGAGCGUCCGCGCGUUCGCGGCGGCGCUCCCCGACGACGUCGACGUGCUCUGCCUCAACGCGGGCGUCGCGCCGUCGACCAAGGCCGCCGCGCCGGCGCGCACGGCCGACGGCUUCGAGGCGUGCGUCGGCACGAACCAUCUCGGCCACUUUGCGCUCGCGGAGCUCGUCGCGCCGCGGCUCGCGGCGCGGCGCGGGCGGAUCGUCGUCACGGCGUCGAGCGUGCACGACCCGGCGCAGCCCGGCGGCGCCGUCGGCGGCGCGGGCGGCGCGACGCUCGGCGACCUGAGCGGCCUCGCGAAGCUCGAGGACGGCGGGCCGACGAUGGUCGACGGCGCGGCCGCCUACGACGGCGGCAAGGUCUACAAGGACUCGAAGCUCUGCAACGUGCUCUUCGCGCGGGAGGCGCUGGCGCGGUACCCGGGCGUCGACGUGCGCUCCUUCAAUCCCGGCUUCAUCCCGUCGUCGGGCCUCUUCCGCGCGCCGCGCGAGGACAACUGGCUCGGCGCGACGGCGUUCACGCUCGUCGCGGGGCUGGUCGGCUUCGCGGUGCCCGUGGCCGUGGGCGGCGCGCGCCUCGCCUACGUGGCGACGGCCGACGGCCUCGCGCGAGGCGCGUACCUGUCCGCGGAGACGGGCUCGCGCGCGGUGACGUUCGCGGACGGCUUCGACGACGGCCUCAUCUCGCCGGAGGGCGCGGACGCGGACCUGGCGGCGCGGCUGUGGGAGCGGUCGCGGGAGCUCGUCGCCUAA